Molecule: messenger RNA, 727 nt
Organism: Sodiomyces alkalinus F11
Lineage: Eukaryota; Fungi; Ascomycota; Sordariomycetes; Glomerellales; Plectosphaerellaceae
Exons: 3
Coding region: 146-331 (61 amino acids)
Source: RefSeq, a predicted model, not a curated record
CUCACCUCCCCAUCCCUCGAACCCUUCGACCGACCCAGUUGGGAGCUCUGUCUUUACAAAAGAGGAGGACGACGACGCCCUUCUGCGGAGAUUGCAAGAAAACGCCACCGCCGCGCUUCUCGACGUUACACCGAACGCUACAGCCAUGGAUAAGAACGGCCAGCAAACGGGCACCGUGAAGGGAACCAGAUCGGAUAGCAAGGGAAACCAGCCAGACCCGUACGUGGGCAUCUUCGACGGGCUCCUCCCCAGGAUCGAGACCCGCGGGCAGAGCAAGCACCCCCCGAAGCGCGUCAGCAAAAGACAGGAACACGGCUCUCGUCAAAAUUGAAGAUGAGGCUGCACGGGCGGCGCCGAGCCCUCCCCAGCGAACCCGGGACGGACAAGCGACGACGAGGAGAGAGAAGAAGACACGGACCGCCAAGCACCAGCACCAAGGACCUACGACAUGCGCUCCUCCGGAUCCUCUUCUGCUCUUGCUGCGACGGCGAUGGUUUGUCCCAGCAUGCCGCGCCUGCCCCGUUCCCUCUCGAAAGCUAAGCGCGCGUAUGUAACGCAUCUCCUGCCGCACACAUGCAGCAAAGCCCAACAGGUUUCCCGUUGUUGGAGACGGAGGGGAUGGGAUGCUGGUUUCUUAUUGACCCGCCAGCGGCAUUCCUGCCAGGAUGGAGACAAACAAUUCCGAGGGAAUGACAUGCAGCAUCAAAUGCAGUGGGAGAGGACAGAG